CCCUGUUUGUUUGUGUUGAGAGAUUGGAAAUGGCGGAGAGCGGAGAGCAGAGCGAUAACUUGGCUUAGCAAACGCAACUGCACCGCUACCGACACGCGCAAACCCGCGAGCGUGAUCCACGGAGUCCCCCGCCAUUCGCUGCUGCCGACCGGACUCGCGUGGCCCCCACGGACGGCGUGAAAAACGUUUAUUUGGAGCGAGAUUUAGCAAAAGCUCGGCUAGCUGGCUGAGCUAACCGAGCUAGCAGCCUGGCUAACUUCACGUCGUGUGUGAUUUCGACCACGCAGGCUUGUUUGUCAACAAAAGCUGACGUUAAAUUGACAGCGAGCCAGCUUACAUACAACUUCUGGAAAGUUUCCAGAUCAACCCACGCGUGUUUUAACAUGGUCCCGACGCUUGACCGCAGUAUUAUCAACCUAAAGUAGGAGAGGAGAAAAAGAAAAACAGUGAGGCAGCUGAGUGAGUUUCCGACCAAGCAGUAGGUUAAGCUGGUUAGCCAAGUUAGCCGACUGGCUUUGGGUUAAGCUGGGAAACAAUCAACGGAACCCGACGGAUCUGCGGAACCAAGCCGAACCGGAGCCCGAGCAGAGGCCGGCUGGCUUCUCCCUGCACCUGGGAUGGUGCCAUGUGACCUUACGGCGGCGGAGCCCUAACCUCACCACCGGCGCUCCAUCACCUCGACUUUUAAGCCGUUCGCCCUCCAGUGGCCUCACCUGCAGAGUCCCCUCCACCUCUUUUAUCUGUGGAGAGAGCCCAGAAGAAGGCCACCACAUGACUCAUACACUGGAGCCCUGGACCAAGUCAGUCUAAGCUGAAAAUGAGUGCGGUUGGGGAAAGCCCCCUGGACCCUGCCACGCCAGAGUCACGCAAGAGGAAGGGCUCGCCAUGCGAUACAUCGGGGCAAAGUGUGGAGAAGCGGAGGCGGGAGCUGGAGUGCCGCUACAUCGAGGAUCUGGCUGAGCUGGUGUCGUCCAACAUGGGCGACAUUGCCAGUCUGAGCGCCAAGCCGGACAAGUGCCACAUCCUGAGGAGCACCGUGGACCAAAUCCAKCAGAUCAAACGGCGGGAGCAGGAGAAAGCAGCUCUUCUGUCUCCAGACGACGACGUGCAGAAGAGCGACGUCUCCUCUAGCAGUCAGGGUCUGGUGGAGAAAGAGGCGCUGGGGCCCAUGCUGCUGGAGGGAUGGAUGAAUGAGUAAAUGGUUGGUUGGAUGGAUGGAUGAGUAAAUGGACAGAUGGAUAAUUCGAUGAAUAAUUGUAUAAAUGAAUAUUGGAUGAAAGGAUGAAUAAUCAGAUGUUCUCCUGUUUAAAGUAUCUCCUCCUCCUCCUCUUCUUCUUCUCUCCGUUUCUCCGUCCGGCCAGUGAACGGCGCGCCGUGGCCGCAGGAAGCCGGCCGCAGGAACAGCCACACCUUUAACUGUCGCAUGCUGAAGCGGCCGCCGGACGAGGCGGACGCCGAGAACCUGGAGGCGCGGCAGCAGUACGAGAUCAUGCAGUGCUUCACCGUGUCGCAGCCGCGGCCCGUCCAGGAGGACGGAGACGACUUGCAAAGCUGCCUGAUCUGCAUCGCCUGCCGGAUUCCACGCACCGAGUCUUUUAUCACGAAGCAGGACCCGACAGGGAAGAUCAUCUCCAUAGAAACCAGCGCUCUGCGAGCGACGGGCCGCCCUGGCUGGGAGGACCUGGUCAGGAAGUGCAUCUACGCGUUUUUUCAGUCGCCGGGCAAGGAGCCCUCGCACGCCAAGAAGCUGCUGCAUGAAGUGAUGGCGCACGGCACCGCCGUCAGCCCUCUGUACCGGUUCACCCUGAGUGACGGGACGCCGCUCAGCGCUCAGACUCGCUGCAAGUUCUGCUGCCCACCAAAACCCGACGUUCAGCCCUUCAUCAUGGGCAUCCACACUAUUGACAGGGAACACAACACUGCUAGCUCUCAGGAAAACACUAACCCCAGCCUUCCUCCGACCCCCAGCAGUAUUGCUCACACCCCGUCCCGGUCCCCUUCGCUCCCCCCCGGCAGUAACUCAAACCAAGGCUCUGUCCUUCACGCCAACAACAGCGGACCCAACCCCUCCACACCAACAGGCUACCUGACGCCCAACCGGACGAACUGCCCCCAGGAGGUCAGCAGUCCCUCGGCUCUCAGCAGCCCUCACACAGCCACCUCUACCUCGUUUUUGUCGCCCAGGAUGCUGCGAGCCAGUCCUGGGUUGGGGGGAAGCCCUCGGGUCCCGGGGAACCCCUUCUCCCCCUCCACGCCGGGGCUCCAGUCCCCUUCGGGGGCGUUGAGCAGCGGUGGGUCGGCAGGGUCUUUCCCCCUGUCGUCUCCUGGACUUCAGAGACAAGCCAGUAUGCCCACCGGCUCCUCCACUCGCCCGCUGUCUGCAAAGCCCCAAAAGGGAGCGGGAGACGGGGGAGAGGACUCGAAUAAAGCCCCCGUUCCAUCUGCCUCAUCGCUGGGGAACCCCAGACUCAACCAGCUCCUGGACAGCAGUGUCACAGGAGCUGAAUCCAACAACAACAACUCAUCACCUCAUCCUCCUCACCCCUCCCUGGGUCCUCAGUGCCCCGCUUCCCACAGCAGUCUGACGGAGCGGCACAAGAUCCUGCACCGGCUGCUCCAGGACAGCAGCCCGAACGACGCCGCAGAAGACGGAGGGAAUAAAAAUGAAGUUGAGAUCAAGAAGGAGCCGCCGGUGAGUCCGGCGCUGAGCACAGCGUCCCACAAGUCCAACUCCAGAGAGCCGCAGGACCACCAGCUACUGCGAUUCCUCCUGGACACGGACGAAAAGGACCUGGGCGACCUUCCACCGCCGUCAGCCCUGAGCCUCCAGACGGUCCGGGUGAAGGUGGAGAAGAGAGCCAGCGGCGACGGCCUCACCUGCUCGAGUUCGUCCAUCCCACCUGGCGGGACGCCCAAACUACCGGGAGUCCCUGCUGGCUCGGCCGGCGCCAGCCCCAAAUCCAGCCCUCUGGGAGAGAACCGCAGGGACUCCACGUUAUCUGUUGGACCUGCUGAUCCGGACGCUCUCAGCCAGCUCCUGCCCRGCCUCAGAGGUCCGCUCGGAGCCAAGCAGGGCAGCGAGGAGCCGGUGAAUCCCGGCGGAGGCGGCGCCCAGCUCCACUCUCCCUCCACGCAGCUCCCGGCUCCGCUCCAGUCCCCGGUGCCUCACCUCCAGUCGCCCCUGUCCCAGCCGCAGUCUGUCCCCCAGCUGCAGUCCCCGUCGCCUCAGCUGCACUCCCCGUCCCACCAGGUCAAGCUGCAGUCCCCCACUCACCUGCAGCCCGGUGAGGCCUGCACUCCCCGCAACGUAAAUGUGAAGAGGGAGCCGCCAGGGACUCCRAACAGAGUUUCAGGACUUGUCGACGGCGUCCCGACCUCAGGCUGCAGCCUCCAGACACAGCCAUCGUUUGAUUUUUGCAGCCCUGCCACUCCAAGCCAGCAACAAGGAGACCUCUUCCAGACGCCCAAGGAUAGCAGCCCCUUUCCAGAGACCGAAGUCAUCAACCCUUUUGCUCCGAGUUCUGGGCUGACGAAGAUGGAUGUGGGAGAUUCCCAGUUCCAGCCUCUGGCUCUGACUGACACUUUGUCUUUUGAUGGACAUGGGACUCCUUUACAACCCUCCUUAUCGUCGCCACAAGAACAGCGUGUUCCGRGCACGCUGGACGAAGAGCUGGGCCCGCCRACCACGCCUGAAGCCCGAAACGAUGAGAAGGCUCUGAUCGAGCAGCUCGUGUCCUUCCUGAGCGGGACGGACGAGAGCGAACUGGCCGAACUGGACAAGGCCCUGGGUAUCGACAAACUGGUUCAGCAGCCGCCGCUGAACGCCCAGAUGCUGGCGCAGCGUCAGAGGGAACUCUACAGCAUCCACCACCGGCAGCAGCAGCAGCUCCUCCAGCACAAGGUCAGGCUCAUGAGACAGAACAUGGUGGCGGGCGCKCCGGCYGGGGGCCCGGGAACCCCCAGGGCACCCAAAGGCCCCCCGACGACGUCUCAGCAGCAGUUCAGCUUCCCGCCGGGGUUCGCCCCGAUGGCGGGCAGCACCCCUACCUCACCGAGUCACUUCAGCGCCGCGCCGGGGGCCCCGUUGGACACCAAGAUGUCCGCCAGGGGCCCCCUGAGCAACCAGGCGCUGCUGGGUGGCUUACAGGGCCAGUUUGACGGCGCCGGGAACCCGGCGAUGCAGCAGGGGCUGUUUCAGCAGUUUGGAGGGUCUGCUGCGGUGCAACAAGACCCCCCAUUUCCUCCUGAGAUGAGCCCCACAAGCCCAUUGUUAUCACCUCAGAACUCCACCUCCCAGAGUCCCCUGCUUCAGCAGGCACCAACUCCUGGCUACCAGUCACCAGACAUGAAGAGCUGGCAGCAGACAGGCCUGGGCGGCCUGUUCAGUCAGUCAGGACAGAGUGCAGGACAGGCGUUUGGCCAGCAGGGGGUGUACAACAACAUGAGCAUCACCGUCUCCAUGGCUGGAGGCGCAGGCGGCGUCAGCUCUUUACCUCCCAUGGGACAGGCGGUUGGCAUGAGCAACAGUAACCUCAACAACGUCGGCUCAGUGUGCAGCGACCAGCAGGUGCAGCAGGUYCAGGUGUUUGCUGACGUCCAGUGCACGGUGAACCUCGUCGGCAGCGACUCCUACCUGAACCAGGGCUCGAUGGGGGCCGCGGCUCCCCAGAAGGGCCCCGUUCCCCAGGGCUCGCAGACCAGCCAGGCCCAGCAGAAGAGCCUCCUCCAGCAGCUCCUCACUGAGUGACGCCCGCCCCAUCCCGUCAGCUCUCCUGCUCCCUCCCACUGUUCUUUACCGCCGCUGCUUUGGAGGCCGGCGCACCAGACCCAUCGCUGUCUCCGUCUCACCUGUCGGACAGACAGACGGACGGAGUCGGCGGGUGUCGGUGGAGGGGCCUGGUCACUUCACCGGGCCAGAACUUAAAGGAGCAGCGGUGUUAUUUAAACCUGCCUGUCUAAUCUGUCUGACAACCUGUCUGUCUGCCUCAGCCUAUUAAAGGCAGUGUUGUCUUGCUGCUCAUUUCUCGGUGACCUACUUCCUGCUUCCUGACCCAAGACAAAACAACUGCGACGUCAUUGUAGAUUUGCCAAGUUUUCGUCACUGUCGAAUCAGGGCCGACCUCCUCUUUCUUUAUUUCCUCCUUYCUUUCUCUCUUUCUUUUCUGUCUUGAUGGCGCGAACGCCCGCACAUCAGCAGCACCUCUGGCUUUUGAUCUCCCUUUGUUUGUGUCGUUUCUGUUCGUCUCUUUCUCUCUCAGCGAUGUGGGAAUGUUAAGGUUUCAGACCUCAGCGGCAUUGUGGGAUAGAAGCUCAGGAUCAGCUGGUUCUGGUUCUGGUCCUCUCUAUCUGCUGCAGUGCCUGGUGGAAGUGCGAGUUUCUCCCAAGCUCUGCUGCUUCUUCUUUUUUUUUUUUUCUAGUCUGGUUUUAUUUUUUUAUGUUUUGGGUUGUUUAAAAAAAAAUCUGCUCUCUCUCCGUCAUCAUCAUCAUCAUCACGACCUCCAGAACAAGCUUUGACACCAACCGGGACGGACAGAUGGAUGGGAGUCAGAGGGGAUGCUGCUCAGUUUUGAAYUUAGAUGUCUUUCUUUAUUUUUUAUUUCUGUCAGAGUAUAAAAACAGACUGUUAUGAUUAUUUAACUGUCCUGUCCGUCACAUUUUAGCCUCACCUCAGCAGAUGUGAAUCCAGAAGCCCGGCAGGGUUCUUCCUCUCCUCCUCUCGUUCUCUUUGUCUUCACGGUUCCUCUCAGCCUAUCAGUGUUGUUUGCCACGUGCAUCAUGCAGGCGGGUAGUAUUUGUACAUUACAGAAGGACAGAGACUUUGGGGUGAGCUAACCUAUUAUCUUGUAACUGCUUUCCUUUUGAGAUGAAAAGAAAUGUAAUUAAUUGAAUACUCAGAAAAAGAAACGUGUAUAAUUUGAUUCGAUCCAUUUAUUUUUGUUUGUUUUUAUUAGAUUUAAGCAAGUUCUAAUAAUGUCUGCUCAUUUUUGAGAUUUUAUUUUGACAUAUUGUGACACAGCUACAUGUUGCAGUGGAGGAGGAAGUUAUUCCAGCUUCUAAAAAUGUGAAAUUUUAAGCGAUUUGACUUUGGAGAAAAUUAGAUAUUAGUGGCUCCCUUUUCUCUCUUUUUUUUUUUUUUUUUUUU
Molecule: messenger RNA, 6142 nt
Organism: Poecilia reticulata (guppy)
Lineage: Eukaryota; Metazoa; Chordata; Actinopteri; Cyprinodontiformes; Poeciliidae
Source: RefSeq, a predicted model, not a curated record